Molecule: messenger RNA, 1966 nt
Organism: Aspergillus wentii DTO 134E9
Lineage: Eukaryota; Fungi; Ascomycota; Eurotiomycetes; Eurotiales; Aspergillaceae
Product: putative phenol 2-monooxygenase
Exons: 6
Coding region: 39-1844 (601 amino acids)
Molecular function (GO): FAD binding
Source: RefSeq, a predicted model, not a curated record
UCUCAAUCCAUCUCAUCAAAGAUACAAUCCAGAGCACAAUGCCCCAGAAAUACGACGUCAUCAUAUGCGGCAGCGGAUCAGCCGGUAUCUGCGCCGCCACCUGGCUGGCACGGUACGGGAUCCGGUGCAAAGUACUCGAGCGCCGCGACGGCCCCAUGACAAUGGGCCAAGCAGACGGGGUACAAUGCCGAACGGUGGAGAUAUUCGAGAGUUUCGGGAUCGGCGAGGAGCUUUUACGCGAAUCGUACCAUGUUCUGGAAGUGGUGUUUUGGGCAGACGAAGAUGGGUCGGGGGUGAUUCGACGGAAUGGACGGACGGCGGAUACACAGCCGGGACUGUCGCAUCAGCCGCAUGUUAUUUUGAAUCAGGCGCGGAUUAACGGGUUGCUGAUUGGGUUGAUGAAGGAGCUUAAUGGGCAGGAGAUUGACUAUGGGUAUGAUGUGACGAGUGUGAAGGUUGAUGAGGGGAAGAGCAAGGAUGCAGAGGCGUAUCCUGUUACGGUGGCUGCGGAGAGGAAUGGGAAGACGGAGACGUUUGAGGCGAAAUAUGCUAUUGCUUGUGACGGUGCACAUAGUACUGUUCGCAAAUCGCUAGGAUACAAAAUGGUCGGAGACAGCAGUGAUGCCGUCUGGGGUGUGAUGGACAUGAUCCCCCGGACAGAUUUCCCAGAUAUCCGCAAGAAGGCCACCAUCCGGUCCAAAGCGGGAAAUCUGAUGAUUAUUCCCCGUGAGGGAGGUACUCUGACGCGGUUCUACAUUGAGCUGGCACCAGGAACGAAGGCCAAGGACGUGAAGCUCGAGGAUCUGCAACGGACGGCGCAGAAUAUCUUCAGUCCGUACCAGGUGGAAUUCACCGAGACGGUGUGGUGGUCCGCGUAUUCGAUCGGGCAGCGCACAGCUGACUUCUUCCAUCAAGACCAUCGCGUCUUCCUUGCAGGCGAUGCGUGCCAUACACAUUCACCUAAGGCCGGACAGGGGAUGAACGUCAGCCUGCAAGACGGGUACAACAUUGGCUGGAAACUUGGCUCUGUGCUGAACGGACUGGCCCAUCCGUCGUUGCUGGAGACGUACGUUCUUGAGCGCCAAAAGGUAGCCAUUGAUCUGAUCAAUUUCGACCGAUAUUUCUCCAAACUUUUCUCGUCGGGACAAACUACUCCUGCUGAAUUCCAAGAGGGAUUCAUCAAGUCUGGGAAAUACACAGCGGGCCUAACGGCCAAGUAUGAGAAAUCAGUCAUUACAUCGGACAUCGACGACUCUGAACGGCUCUCUUCGAAUGUGACUGUCGGGAUGAGAUUGCCCAGCGCGCAGGUCGUUCGAUUCUGCGACUCCAAGCCUGUGCAACUUGCCGAGCCGCUCAAGUCCGAUGGACGAUGGAGAGUCAUGGCUUUUGCAGGAGAUAUUACUGUUCCUGGCAAUCGAACAGGAUUGAACACGCUCGGAAAAUACCUGAGCUCCAGCACAGGUCCCAUCAACUCUUUUACUUCGAAAAAUGCAGACGUGGACAGCCUUAUCGAGCCAAUCCUAGUAGCUCAUGGCAAGCGUCAUGCAGUAGAGCUGGAUCAGAUUCCAGAAUGCUUUUACCCAUUUACGGGGAAGAAUCAAGUGAGAGAUUUACACAAGAUAUACUUUGACGACGAAAGCUACAAUAGAGGACACGGACAUGUCUACAAACACCUCGGAAUGAGCCCAGAGAAGGGAGUGAUUGUGAUUGUCCGACCUGAUCAAUAUGUAUCCGCCGUGAUAGACAUGGACGAAUACGAGCAAAUUGGAAAGUUCUUUGAGGGAUUCUUGAUACCACAAGGGAACGAUCAACAGAAACAGGAUCACGCAGGGAGCAAGCUUUAAGAAACUGAAAUGUGAAAUGAGGCGUUUGUAUAGAUUUUGAAUAUGUUGGUCGAAAUAUAUGAAUUAAACAGUUAAGAUAGUGAUAAAGCAGAGAAUGUAUUAUACAGACAUACUAUGUUCCG